Messenger RNA from Brugia pahangi, 1572 nucleotides. The record is from the annotation of a GenBank genome assembly. NCBI's taxonomy places the organism in Eukaryota, Metazoa, Nematoda, Chromadorea, Rhabditida, Onchocercidae.
AUGAAUUCCACUUAUCGCACAAGUAAAAUUCGUACUUUUCAUAAGAAAAUUGUUAGAGGUUGGAUGAAAGUUCAUUGUACAUUAUGCGGAUUAUGCUUCCGUAGAUUGCGUAAAUAUGAAAUUUCAAUAAAACAAUGCUUAUGCACACCAUUAUUACGUGUAAUACCUGAUGCUAAAAAAAUUUGUCGUUUAAGAAUAAAAUCAUCACCUGAUUCAGCUAAACCAAUAAAACAUCUAAUAUCGAAAUUAGACAGAAAAGCAACGAAUGAGUUAGAACGAAUGAAACGAAAAGGUAAUAAUUGGUCAGCUAAUGAUUUAUUUAAAUUUCAACAUGGAAAUUUGGAUCAUUAUGAUACAGAUGAGAAAAGAGCAAUUUGUAUGGAAUGGCUUCGACGGCUUAACAAUAUUACCAAAAAAUAUUAUUGUCUUGCAUGGUAUGCAUCAGCAAUUUACACUUGCUAUUAUCGAUUAGCACCGUUAAUUAGUGAUAAAGAUGAGAAGAAGCGAAUAUGGAUUGACGUUAAACGUGAAUAUGCGGAAAUAUUCCUAAUGGGUCGACGUAUAUGGCGUAGACCCACUCAUCCAAAUAGACUUCGUAUUCUUUAUGAUUUAGCAAUGUUAUGCAUUCUUUUCAAUGAUAUACCUAAUGAUGAAACAGUGAUACUAUUUCGUGAUUUACUAGAUGAUAGUGAUAAUUUCAAUUUUGAAGUACUAAAUGAGAUUGAAUAUGCACAAUCUAUUGAUAAGACAGUACGAUUGGAAAAUCAUAUAAUUGAUUUGUUUUAUCAAAGACGAAAAUCUACUUGUUCUACUCGUUCCAGUUUUCUAUCAAAAAGCAACAUUGAAACACCGCAAAGUAGUUUUAGAAGUUUAAAAAUGAAAAAUGAUGAUAUAAAAAACGUCAAAUUAAGCAAAACUUUAUCCAUUCCGGAAAACAUAAUGUCAGAUUCAUGUGUAACAACAAAAGUUAUUCGUAAACAAAGUGUUCGUUUUGCUGGAAAAUCUGAUUUAAACAAGAACGAGGAAAAAACAUUAUUGUUAUUCCAUGAACCGAUCACUGGACUUAUCACUAUAGCAGCAAUUUUAAUUGGUGUUAUUUUAUUAAUUAAUCCAAGCCUUCAUCGUAAAACUUCAUUAUACAAUCAAUUUUUUCAUCAUUAUGCACGAGUAAGAGCUAAUCAUUACUUAUUACUUUAUCGAAUAGCUAUAGCUUUAUGGAUUGCUAUACAUAUUAUUCAUAUAAUUACCAUUAUUACUAGCAUUUUAGCUACACAACUUAUUCGACCAGAAUUGCUAUACCCUCAACUUAUCAUACUUAUCAUAUCAGUGGGAUUCUACACAUUUAGUCUGUUAUGCAUUAUAACAAUGAAUUUUAUCGGUUCAAAUGUCAUCUGGAUAGCACCACUUGUUGCUUCAUUUUUCUGCUUUUUUACUUUAACAAAUUUAUAUCUCCUUGUAUUGACUCAUCGAUAUGUAUCUGAUCGUCGAGAAGCAUUACAAAAAAUAUUGCGAAGUGCAAAAACGGUAACAUUCAAAGAUAUUCGAUCAUCGAUCAAACAAUACGAAGAAUAA